AUGACCCGGCUUCUCAUUACAGGCGCUUCUGGCUAUCUCGGCGGGACACUUCUGAAUGACCUCAUCAAUAUACCCAACGUGGAGAUAUACGCCCUGGUGCGCACAGAAUCGCAGGCUUCCGCAGUCAGGAGUUUAGGUGUACGGCCGGUCGAGUUUGAUCUUAUGAAUCAGACCGUAAUCCAAAAGGCGGUUGAGGAGCUUGAGCUGACUAUUGUUCUGCAUCUCGCGGACGCAUUCAGUUUUGUUCCACCAGAAGCGUUCAUCCGAGGUCUCGCUACCGUUAAGCAAAAGACGGGGGAAAACGUUCAUUUCGUCCAUACGUCAGGUGCCAAAAUAUUUUCUAGCCAUACCGGUAUCAAUCAGCGUCUGAACGAUACGGAUGAUGUGUAUGCCACUCAGAAGACGACAAAGUCGCCUAUUCCUCUUAUGCAAACGCCCGUCGAUACAGUGACUUCUAUUCUGGAGCUUGGGGAUGAGCUGGGUGUCCGAACAUAUAUCUAUGUUCCUCCAAUGGUUUACGGUCCAGGCGAAGGGUUUGGGAACAAGAUCUCCAUACAAUUCGUAGGUAUUGUACGAGUAGGCCUUGCCUUGAGACGCGUAUACCAAGUCGCUAAUGAUACCGAUGAAUGGCCAUUGUGCCACAUCAAGGACGUCACAACGUUGUAUAUGGCCCUUGCUAGCGCUAUUCUCGAGGGGAAGGAUGUACCCCACGGCAAACAGGGCGGCUACUACUUCGCAGUGAACAACGAGUUUUCAUGGAAGAAGCUGUAUGAAAGCAUCGCCGCGAGUCUGGCCAAGAGAGGUCUCGUGGAUGACACUGCAGUGAUCAAGCCUUCUGCAGAAGAUUAUGAUAGGAUAGCACAGGUCCAAGGCGGCCCCAGGGAGGUUGUGGACAUCUCGAUUGCCGGCAGGUGCGCUUUGACUGGAGAUAAUGGAAAGCGUCUGGGAUGGGUGCCGAAGUAUGACGUUGACCAUCUUUACAGUGUUAUUGACGAGGAAGUCGAGUUCAUUCUCAGGCAUUUGAAGAAAUAG
Molecule: messenger RNA, 1032 nt
Organism: Desarmillaria tabescens
Lineage: Eukaryota; Fungi; Basidiomycota; Agaricomycetes; Agaricales; Physalacriaceae
Product: NAD-P-binding protein
Exons: 7
Coding region: 1-1032 (343 amino acids)
Source: RefSeq, a predicted model, not a curated record